This is a messenger RNA of Spirodela intermedia, 561 nucleotides long. The record is from the annotation of a GenBank genome assembly. Lineage: Eukaryota; Viridiplantae; Streptophyta; Magnoliopsida; Alismatales; Araceae.
AUGGCACAGGCAUCAACAAACACUCGCCGCUCCACGACCCACCAGGACCACGGCUUCUCUUCUUCCUCUUCCUCCUCUUGUCGGUCGUGGCAUCCUGCGAAUGGGUUCUCCAAUGCGGCCGAGUUAGAGUCGCCGCAGCAUCGGGAGAGAUACCUGGGGCGGAUGUUCCGGUUCGUGGACGAGAACGGGGACGGGAAGAUAUCGCCGUCGGAGUUGCAGAGCUGCAUGAAAACUGUCGGGGAGGAGCUGACGGAGGAGGACGCGGAGGCGGUGGUGGAGUCUGCGGACUCCGACGGCGACGGGUUGCUAGGGUUUGAGGACUUUGCGAGGCUGGUGGCGGAGGGGGAGAGGGAGGAGGAGAGGAAACGGAGCCUGCGGGAGGCCUUCGGCGUAUACGCGGCGGAGGAGGGCGGCUGCAUCACCCCACGCAGCCUACGGAGGACACUCGCUCGCCUCGGCGAGGCGAAGACCCUCGAGGCCUGCCGCCUCAUGAUCCAACGCUUCGACCUGAACGGUGAUGGCGUGAUCUCUUUCGACGAAUUCAUCGCCAUGAUGCUUUAG